GGCGAGUGGGCAAUUGCUUUCUGUGGUCUGGGUCAUUCGUGGGCAUUUGGUAUUCCUUUAGGUUCUAAAAUUGUCUUCGUUUGGUUGAGUAAUUGGAAUUUAUUCCUAUUUUGAUACUUCUCUGCAGUUGAUUUCCACGAUGAAUUACUGCAUACCAGAUAUUUAUGAGGUGUCUCAAUCUGUGGUUGGCGAAUACACAAUUCAGGGUGGUGGAGAACAUUGUCUGUACGCGGGUGAAGGACCACGGUAUGGACACUGCGAACCGCAACCACUUCACCACCCCCCCUGCCUGGAGCAGGUUUGGCCAUGUAGCCAGCACUACAAUUGUUUGUAUAGCGGUGUCCCUUCUGGUUUAAGCAGUGACUUUUGUAGCAUGGAGAUCCCGCUCAGUAAUUUCCAUCAUCACCCUGAGUAUUUUCCUGAGAUUAAAUCAGACCUCUCACACUUGCAAUGGAUGCAAGGAGCACACAAGAAAGGGUACAUACCAAGUUACCUGGAAAAAGAUGAGCUUUGUGUUGUGUGUGGGGACAAAGCUACGGGCUAUCAUUAUCGCUGUAUUACCUGUGAAGGCUGUAAGGGCUUCUUCAGGCGGACAAUUCAGAAAAAUCUCAGACAAACCUAUUCUUGUAAAUACGAGAGAAAAUGUGUCAUCGACAAGGUGACCAGAAACCAGUGCCAGGAUUGUCGUUUCAAGAAGUGUAUUGCAGUUGGAAUGGCUACAGACUUGGUGUUGGAUGAGAGAAAGAGGCUUGCCAAGCGCAAGCUGAUUGAGGAAAACCGGGAGCGUCGCCGCAAGGGCGAACUACAGAAAACAGUUUUGGAUCAACAAGAGCCCACGCAGGAGGAGUGGGACCUCAUUCGCAUGAUUACUGAGGCCCAUAUGGCCACCAAUGCCCGGGGAAAUCACUGGAAGCAGAAGCGAAAAUUCUCGGUCGAGGAAACAAUGGUUCUUAAUGAAAUAACAUGUAAUUUAUUCUAUACCUCUGAUCAGAGUGCGGCGGGGAUGAAGGAAACUAAGCCUGCGAAUAUUGGUCAUUCAUCCACAGUCAAUACCCCAGAAGGAAGUAAAGUGGAUUUAGAGACAUUCAACCAAUUCACAAAAAUUAUCACCCCUGCUAUAACACGAGUGGUAGACUUUGCCAAAAAGCUACCUAUGUUUUGUGAGCUGCCAUCUGAAGACCAGAUCAUAUUGCUGAGAGGUUGCUGUAUGGAAGUCAUGUCAUUGCGAGCUGCUGUUCGCUAUGAUCCAGAGAGUGAGACCCUCACACUUAAUGGGGAGAUGGCAGUCACACGAGGUCAACUCAAGAACGGAGGCCUGGGUGUAGUGUCGGAUGCCAUUUUUGACCUUGGUGUCUCACUGUCCUCCUUUAACUUGGAUGACACUGAGGUGGCUCUUUUACAGGCAGUGAUCCUGCUUUCAUCUGAUCGUCCAGGCUUGUGUAACGUGGAGCGGAUUGAACGCUGCCAAGAGGAGUUCCUGCUGGCUUUGGAACAUUACAUCAACUACCGCAAGCAUAAAGCAGCUCAUUUCUGGCCAAAGCUGCUAAUGAAGGUGACAGACCUGCGAAUGAUCGGCGCCUGCCAUGCAAGCCAAUUCCUUCACAUGAAAGUGGAGUGUCUAACUGAAUUAUUCCCUCCUCUUUUCCUGGAGGUAUUUCAGGACUGAACAGAGGAUUUUGAGGGGGGCGGGUGCAUGUACUCUAUAUGUGAGCACUUGGAUGCCCUUUAAUAGGUGGGAAUUGCAGGUCUCUCACAUUAUGCACCAUUGAGUGUCACUUCAUUCCUUAGUUUUUGAGUAGUUAUGUGGUCAAUUUUUUUUAUUGGAAUCGUUCCUUUCAAUGCGGGUACAGGUGAAUAGCAUUUUUGUUUGUUGUUUUGUUUACAUUGUUUUGUUCAUUGUUGGGGAUUUUACCUCAAAUCUCUGAUACUACUAAAGGGCCUGUUUGCUUUGCUGAUUGUAAAGUGGGAUUAAUUAUAAUUGUUUUUAAGCAUCUGUUCAUUCAUUUGAACACACACAAAUGACAUUAUUUUAUGAUGGGAAUCCUUAAGUGAGGUAAAACAAACCCCUUCCCACAGUUGCUUAACUGUAAUGGAUCAGUUAAUAUUGACCCACUAAAAGCAACAGGUAAUAUAGGACUUGCGUUUGCUGUGAAGGGUAUGCACCACGUUCCAAAUGAUUAUGCAAAUUAAGUUUUUUACAUUUUUUCCUAAAAUCAAUCAGCAUAAUUUUCACAUUAUCAACUGUCUGAGCAUAAUUGGAAUGUUUUUGACCAAAACUCCCAAUGAUAAGUGUUUUGUUUUUUGGAAAAAUAAAAAGCUUAAAAUGCACUGUUCCAAAUGAUUGCACACAAAAGAGUUUCAAGACAUUUUAUAGGUUUCAAAGAAGUGAAAACAGUCAUAUGUUGAAUUUGGAGGUCAUCUACUGAAAUUAAAAGCUAUUUCAAUCAAAGGCCGUCAACUCAUCCCAACUAUACACAGUGUUGAUGGUGCACUGCUUCCCCCUCCUGAGACGCCGGAUAGUGGACCAGAAUUUCAUCGAAGCUGUCCUGAAGUCAUUCUGCAUAGCCUGAGCGAACUCCUCCCACGCCUGGGUUUUUGCCUCAAAGCUGCCUGCCAGUACCAGUCAGCUGCCUCUGGAG
Phyllopteryx taeniolatus (common seadragon) is the source of this 2639-nucleotide messenger RNA. RefSeq names its product thyroid hormone receptor beta (gene thrb). NCBI's taxonomy places the organism in Eukaryota, Metazoa, Chordata, Actinopteri, Syngnathiformes, Syngnathidae. Gene Ontology annotation, molecular function: RNA polymerase II cis-regulatory region sequence-specific DNA binding; nuclear receptor activity; zinc ion binding. The record is from RefSeq and is a predicted model, not a curated record. The transcript has 9 exons. The coding region runs from base 140 to 1666 and encodes 508 amino acids. Gene Ontology annotation, biological process: positive regulation of transcription by RNA polymerase II; cell differentiation; thyroid hormone receptor signaling pathway.